Messenger RNA from Dichomitus squalens LYAD-421 SS1, 1514 nucleotides. Its product is annotated as galactose mutarotase-like protein. Gene Ontology annotation, biological process: glucose metabolic process; beta-D-galactose catabolic process via UDP-galactose, Leloir pathway. The transcript is spliced from 2 exons. The record is from RefSeq and is a predicted model, not a curated record. Bases 57 to 1514 code for a protein of 485 amino acids. Gene Ontology annotation, molecular function: carbohydrate binding; aldose 1-epimerase activity. Lineage: Eukaryota; Fungi; Basidiomycota; Agaricomycetes; Polyporales; Polyporaceae.
GUUUCGCGGCCUCAUCGUCCUUGCCUCGUGCUUGCGUGGACCUGGUCUCUGCGACGAUGCACUCCCUGCUGUCCUACGUGACGUUCGCCCUUUUGACGUGGAGCGCAACCGCUCAAAACACCACUACUGUCGUUGACAGCAGUACCGUCGCGGUGUCGACCACGACUGCUGUUUCGGAGUCGUCAACUCUGGACGCGUCGACCACCACUGGCACGUCUACUUUCGCGGUCUCAUCCUCGUCCGCGACCAACCCCUUGCAGACGCCCGGUUUCGUGAACAAUGGUACCGUAGGCGCGUACGCAUGCGCUAUUUCCGAUGCGACCGCUGCCACCAACCAAAUUGUGCUCGCGGAUAACUCCACCAAUGAUGCUAUCACCUUCGGUGGUACCCUUACUGGCACUACCCUGGCGAGUUGCCCCGAGGCACUCCAACCUACCUACCCGUUCAAUUCCAUCAACCUGCGCUCGCCUGACGAUUCUAUCCGUGCGACGUUCCUCCCAUACGGUGCUUCCGUCUCGGAGUUAUGGGUGAAAGAUAGGGAUGGCGUAUUCCGUGACAUCGUCCUUGGCUUUGAUAACAAGACGAACUAUGGCACUGACGUCGUCCACCCCAACUUCGGUCCUCAGGUCGGACGCUACGCUAACCGUAUCAAGAACGGCACGUUCACCAUUGAUGGCAAGAUCUACCACACGCCUCUCAACGAAAACAAUCACGACACGCUCCACGGCGGUACCGUCGGCUACGACCGCUCCGCCUACCAGAUCACGAACCUAACUAGCUCAUCCGUCACGUUCACCCUCCAUGAUGCGGACGGUAACCAGGGUUUCCCUGGCUCUGUCGUCUCGAGCGCGACAUACAUCCUCGAGAACAAUGCCACUUGGCGCAUCGAGAUGGACUCGUACGUGACUGACAACAAGAAGUCGCCCAUCAUGCUUUCCUCCCACACUUACUGGAACCUCGCGGCGUAUAACGGCUCAGACACCGUCCUCGACCACAUCGUGUACAUGCCGCGCGCGGACAAGUACAUCAAGACCGACCAGUUCCUCAUCCCCACGGGCGAGAUCGCCUCUGUCAAGGAUACCCCCUUCGACUUCCAGACCCCGCGCCCCUUCAGCGAGCGGUUCAACGAGACCGUCGGCGUCUGCGGCGCGACAUGCCAGGGGUGGGACUCGUGCUUCGUCAUGUCCAAGCACAAGCGCGACGAGCCAGUCUUCGAGCUCACCUCGCCCGCAUCCGGCAUCAAGCUGUCCGUAACGACGGACCAGGUCGCGAUCCAGGUUUACACGUGCGACGGGAUCUCCAGCGCGGGGAAGAGCCUACCGCGCAAGCGCGCUCAUGGAGGUGAUGGGACGACGAACCCGGGCAAGUUCUACGACAACCACUCGUGCGUCGUCGUCGAGAUGGAGGACUACAUCGACGGGAUCAACAACCCGCAUUGGGGGCGGAACCAGAUCUACGACAAGCACCGGCCGUAUCACUGGCGCGCCGAGUACAAGUUCUCCACCGUUGCUUGA